CGGCGGUUCAAAAAGCUUUGCACGACAGAUCGAAGAAGAGUCGGAACAACAAGGGAGAAUAGUCGGAAGAGGGGAGUUAUGGAUCGCAGUGCACAAAAAAAAGGACGGCUCCUACAUGAAUGAUGAAGCAAGAGCAAUCGGUGAAAGAAUUGAGGAGAUCGAGCAACAUGAUGAGUCAUCUAGGGUGUUGUCUCAGAAUGAUUCCAUUGCUCAGGUUUUCGGAAAAGAAAAACCGGGUAGAGUACGUGGUGUGGGUUUUGGACCGACUCCUAGUCAGCUCUUCGGGCCAAAUUCACAUGGGCCUGGCAACGGAGUCCAACUAGAGGAGACUCAGAGGAAGCUGCUUGAACUGGAGGCACAGCUGGAAGGCGAGAAGUUAAAGAGGAAGGCGAUGGAGGAUGAGGCAGCAGCAGAUAAGAAAAAGAUGAAGGCGAUGGAGAGUGCUCUGAUUUAUCUGUUUCAACGGCAGGGUGAGGAGCUGCCACCAGACAUCGCUGCAGGGAUGCGUUUCGUAGAAUGAUAGAGUGAAUACUAGAAUAUUAGGAUUGGAGAUAUGUUGCAUUGAAGCAAACAUUUUAUUGAAUUAGACUGAGCAACUCUUUGAAAGAGAUUUCUUUUUGUUCGUAUUUUCAUGGAUAUAUAUAUUUCCUGUUUUGCUUA
Messenger RNA from Arachis ipaensis, 660 nucleotides. RefSeq lists its product as uncharacterized. Lineage: Eukaryota; Viridiplantae; Streptophyta; Magnoliopsida; Fabales; Fabaceae. The record is from RefSeq and is a predicted model, not a curated record.